This is a messenger RNA of Funneliformis mosseae, 143 nucleotides long. NCBI's taxonomy places the organism in Eukaryota, Fungi, Glomeromycota, Glomeromycetes, Glomerales, Glomeraceae. The record is from the annotation of a GenBank genome assembly.
CAGCAAAAACUCAUCAUCACCCAGCUAUUAUUGCAAAUGCAUCUGUUUCACGAAAUGAAAGAAACGAACAUGUCGAUGAACAUUAUUGUCUUGCAUCCGUGAAAGGAGCAAAACAAUUUGCGGCCUUAUUUCCAACUCAUUCU